Molecule: messenger RNA, 3573 nt
Organism: Elgaria multicarinata webbii
Lineage: Eukaryota; Metazoa; Chordata; Lepidosauria; Squamata; Anguidae
Product: maestro heat-like repeat family member 5
Exons: 25
Coding region: 1-3573 (1190 amino acids)
Cellular component (GO): cytoplasm
Source: RefSeq, a predicted model, not a curated record
AUGACUUCUUUCCUGAAGAAGUUUCAGAUGCAAAAGAAGAAGGGCGCGGACAGCAGCGAGUCCAGGCCUGAGGACCAGCAGCAGCAGCGGGAUGUCCGCGAGGCCCACUUCUCGGGCUACCAGCCGUCCACUUCUGCCCUGGACCCGGCCAACCAGAGGACCUCGCAGCUCUUGCCGCUGCUGGUUAAACCUCCUGCAGUGUCUGCUGACACCAAGAAGAAGGCGCAGGCGCUGGUGCUGCCCGAACUGGUGCAGCGUCAGCCCAAAAAGGCUUCAGGAGUGACAAGCAGGACAGAAGAAAAGCACCUGCAUAGAACUCCGGCCGAGAUGGCAAAAGAUCAGGUCGCAUUGACGAAGGAGAAGAUGAAGAAAGGCGGCAGCGUUCCUGUGAAGAAGAAGCCGCCUGAGAGCGCCAUGCCUGUGUAUCCAGAACUUUCUGAUGAACAAUUCAGAUUUCUCUGGGAGAAGAAGACGCUGAGAGGGAGAACUCUCAAAGAAUCUCUGGAGAUGAUGGAUGAGAGGGAAGUUCUCGACACCAUCCUGGCUUAUCUCUUCCAGUCUCUCCAGAUUCCCCUUUAUAAAUAUUAUGGGGUAAAACUGCGAGAUUCAAAGCACGAAGAUGUUGUCAGUGAAUAUUUGCUGAUGCUUCUACGUUUGGCACCAAAAGAUGAAGCAGACAGAGAGGGAAUCGCGGAAGCCAUUGGCUUAGUUGCGUUUUGCCACUUGACUGAGACCCUGGUUGUGCUGAGAGAGUAUGGUCACAUGAUACCAGGAAGGAGAUCUAUGCAAUCAGAACCAUCUGAGUCAAGGAAUAUCUCCGAGAGGCAGAUUCGAACCACUGUGAUAUUAUGCUACGGACAAGCGGCCUUGGGGGCAAAACCGGAGGAGAUGCUGACGUUGUUGGAGUUCAUUGUGUCAGAGAUCCUCUUUCAGUUCCGUGGCGAAAACAAGGAUGUGGCAAUGAAGAAAGUCUUCAUGAGAUCUGUGAUCAUGAUCAGCAAAGCACUUCUGCGCACAAAGAGAGAAGACGCCCAUAUCCCCCAUAAAUGUGAAAUCGCCUUAUGCAUUACGAGAGUUAUUGAAGAAGAGCCGCUGGGAUCAUUCUCCGUUGCUAUCCUCCAUCAGGCCAUGAUAACAGUCACCUGCAUGACUUCCUUGAGGCCGUCACUGGACUCGGAGGUGAGGUCUGAGCUAGUGAACAGAAGCGUCAAGAAGGUGUUCUCUCUGCCCGCCUUGAAUAUGACAAAGCUGAAAGCCGGCAGUCCGAUGCAUCCGGUCCAAACGCAGGAUUAUUACCACCAGACUGUCACUGCCUGCCAGAACAUGCUCACCGGCUUGGUGUCCGAAACUCCCAGUUUGGAGUCGCUGCAGGAUAUAUUGAUACACACAAAUGGUUGGAUUGAUUCCCCAAAGAUCUAUGAACGGGAACGGGCUGUGAGGAGCACGAGACACCUGUUAAAGUUUGUUGCCGAACAUCUGAAUUUUGAUAUGACGCCAGAAUUCUUCCUGCUUGGACAGCUGGUGUCGCUACUGGCCCUUCACAUUGCUGACCACAUGAAGGAGAUUGCGCAGGCCUCAGCGGAGGCAAUUUACUAUCUCCACUACAUUAUCAUAAGCAAAAUGGCCAAGGAUAUGGAGAAGAAACCCAAGAAUAAGAAAGGGAAUAUUGUGAAAUGGCUCCGAGAAGAUUUUUUCAUUUCCGGCCCCAUGACCUUUUACAACAAUAUCUCUAAAGUGGCAAAGGCAUUUGGUGAACAUCUCUCCAACGCUCACAUCACAGAGAUUGUGCUCAAUGCGAUAGACAAUGUCACAAACGAAGACAAAGGUUUUUCUCAGGCUGCAGGAGUGCUGCUGAGCUCCUUCCUGGAGGAAUGUGGAAAGGACAUGGAGGAUCUGCCCAUGAUAGUCAAGGAAAUUUACACCCAUCUCUCCAAGAUCAAAGACCCUUUUACUAAGGAAGAGACGAUGAAGGCGUUGCGCAGCCUAGCCGCAAAGCGUCUAAACGGAGUGGUAGACGUCCUCCUGGAAUGCUCGGUGGAAUGCGAUGACAGUGUAGCGGAGAUGUGGAAGGCGUUGGUCUGCGACCCGUAUUCCAACGUCAAGCUGAUAAGACCUCUGCUCAAAAGGCUGCAGGACGAAGGCCCGGUUUCUGAUGUCACUUAUAGGCGGCACAGCAAGUCUCAGAUGCCACUGGCGGCCACCAACGCUUUGUGUCUUAUCCUGUCCUUACCGGAGGCUGCGGAGGCCCUUCAGAAUAAAUUCCCCCACCUGCUGAUUGCCCUGGUCACCCAGAUCUAUUUUGUUCUUGGGACAAGCAGGAGAGGAUCCAAGAGGCCAAGUGUCAUCUCCGACAUUUUUGUUCAUCCCACCCCAUUGAGCACCGCCGUGCAAGCUCUGAAAAACCUGAUUACGUGCGCCGGCUACAUCAGGGAAUACAACGUUCUGGGGAUGCAAGGCUGCUGGGACUUGCUGUCGAGUCCCGAGAACUUCUUCGAAGGCAUUUUCCAUCUGGUUAGGACCUUGUUUACAUUCACCAAAGUGCACCUCAAAGUGACCUUCAAACAGGCCAACGCGUACUUGCGCCAUUCUGACUUCAAGGAGAGGAUAGUCGGGAUGGCUUUCUUCACCGAGCUUCUUGUUCACCCAGAGGUCAGCCUCUUUUUUGUGAAGCAAGACAUCUUGGACGUCCUCCGCGACUGGAUGACACAAGCCUCCCCCAUCAUGCAGGUCUUCAGCAUUCGAGGGCUGGGAUACCUCUUGCAGCAACCUCUUGAGGACGAGGUUUUGGAGCCCUUCCUCUCUCCUCUGAUAAGCUGCGCUUUCGAUCCAGACAGAAACAUGGCCAAAGAGUCUAUUAGGACCCUCCAGUACAUAUUCCAAUACCUGGAUGUGGAGGAAUAUGGCUUUACGGGGACCAGCCUGAUCCCACACCUCAUGAGUUAUUUCAACGACGAAGACAAUGACCUACGACGUUCCUCCAUCGUUGUUUUUGGGACACUGCUGAAGGGGGUGAAAGAAAACCACCAAAACAGUGUAGCAGAAGACGUUCUCAGAAGCCUUGUUCCCCUCUUAAUCCAGUUGACUGAUUCUUGGACCAGAGAAGCCUCUCAGGUUGCACUUUACAACUGCGCCAACUUCAUGAAAUGGGGAGACAUUCCCAAGGACCUUUUUGAUUACGGAUUGCACGCCACAAUCUACAGCACAUACUUAAACAUCAGCAGAUACAUUAUAUGGAGAUAUACACACAAGCUUUCAGAAAUGCUGGGUCAGAUGGUCCAGUACCUGAACAGCAGAAAUCCUCCCUACCGAGAAGCCGCGGCGAUAUUGAUAGCAUGCAACGCACGGCAUAUGAUACCAGAUGUGGUGACUUCAAAAGAAGUUGAAACAAUUUUUCUGGCACUCCGAGAGCUUCAGGACGACUGUGACCCUACCGUGGCCGACGCUGCCGUCGAAGCCCUCGUGGAAGUGUUUCGGCACUGCGGGUACCGCAUCAGCCCACACGUCAUCCCCAGUCAGCUCAUGGCCACGCUGAGAAAAAACAUGGCGAAGCAGCCCUUUGAGGACAGACACUGA